Molecule: messenger RNA, 679 nt
Organism: Drosophila erecta
Lineage: Eukaryota; Metazoa; Arthropoda; Insecta; Diptera; Drosophilidae
Gene: RpS19b
Product: 40S ribosomal protein S19b
Exons: 3
Coding region: 99-566 (155 amino acids)
Biological process (GO): translation; ribosomal small subunit assembly
Cellular component (GO): cytosolic small ribosomal subunit; ribosome
Molecular function (GO): RNA binding; structural constituent of ribosome
Source: RefSeq, a predicted model, not a curated record
AGUCACAUUAUAAUCGUCCAUUUUGGACAAAAUCGUCGAACAGACCGGAACUCAAACUUUUCCUCCCAAAACGUGCUUUAAAGAACUUAGCGAGCAACAUGCCAGGAGUUACAGUGAAGGAUAUCGAUCAGCACGUUCUGACCAAAACUAUGGCAGAUUUUCUUAAAAAAUCCGGAAAACUUGCUGUGCCGGAAAUGGCUGUCUACGUAAAGACGGGCAAGUUCAAGGAGACUGCUCCGACCGACGACGAUUGGUUCUUUAUUCGAUGUGCCUCCAUCAUGAGACACCUUUACCUGCGCAGUCCUUCCGGGGUUGCCGCCUUCACCAAGAUCUACGGCGGACGCAUGCGCAACGGAGUCCAUCCGUCCAAGUACUGUCGCUCAUCGGAUGGCUGCAUUCGCAAGGCUCUUCAAGCUUUGGAAGCUGCUCACAUGGUGGAGAGGCAUCCGGAUGGUGGUCGUAAGCUGACUUCCCUAGGACAACGUGACUUGGACCGCAUAGCCAACAAAAUUGUGGCCAAACAGCAAGAAGCCAUUCCAUCAGUUCCUAUUAUUAUCACUACCUAAGAUUCGAAUACUCAACAUGAAACCACGAAAGAGCAACUUUAAGUGCCUUGGACUUUGUCGAUGACAUAUUUUCAAUACAUUCUCAAUAAAGCGACACGCUAACACUAAUGCUA